Molecule: messenger RNA, 5934 nt
Organism: Rotaria socialis
Lineage: Eukaryota; Metazoa; Rotifera; Eurotatoria; Philodinida; Philodinidae
Source: the annotation of a GenBank genome assembly
AUGGAAAUUGAACCAAACGAUCGUGGAAGCCCUGACGGUGGUCAUUCGGAAUCCAAUUCAUCAGCUUCAAUGUCGCACGAUUCAGCAUUGACGUUGACACCACCUUUACAAGAUUGUGAUUUUGAUAAUGACGAUGAUGAUAAUACCGAGGAUACUAUCGUACCAUCUACAGCUCGUUCGCGAAGUAUCGAAGGUCGUACAAGCCGGUUGAACUCAUCAACACAACCGUUUAGUACGGCUGCAACAAGUGUCGAUCGGUUAAAACAUGGUAUCCGUUAUAUAAGCGAUGGUUUCAUUCGAAAAAUUAGCAAACAAAGCAAUCUUACUCGUAUUAAUUCAUUGAAUUUUAGUAAUUUACGUGAUAAAAAAAUUCGCUAUAUAGAAAAUCUUCAAGCAUUAACGAAUCUAGAAAAUCUUAAUCUUUCAAAUAAUCUUAUUGAAAAAAUUGAUGGUUUAAAAACAUUAAAAAAACUGAAACAUUUAUCAUUGGCAAAUAAUUUUAUUAAUUCAGUAACCAAUCUUGAAGAUUUGUCUCGAUUAGAAACUCUUGAUUUCAACCAAAAUCAAAUACAUACUAUUCCGAUUUGGUUUGGAAAAAAAUUAGCAGCGUUAAAAGCUUUAAAUCUAUCAAAUAAUCAAAUAUCAUCAUUCGAUCAAAUAGCACGUUUACGUACAUUAUAUGAGCUACGUGAACUUCAUCUUCAAGGAAAUCCUAUUGAACACAGUGAACAUUAUCGUUUACUUGUGAUAUCAUACAUACCGAGUUUACAAAUACUGGAUGGUAUUGAUAUUAACGAAGAUGAACGAAAACAAGCAAAAGAACAGUUUAUUCAACAAGAAGUACAAAAUUUACUGCAUGAACUUGAACGACGAGACAAUGAAUGCCGACGUUUGAAUACUCAAGCAACAAACAGUGAGCAAAAAUUAGAAGUAACAAGCGAUAAACUUCAAUCGUUGGAAAGUAAAAGUGUGAUUCAAGCAAAAGAAAUUAAAGCGUUACAAGAACGAUUGGCUAAUAGUGAAGAACUUCUUCAACGUAAAACAUCUUUACUUCAUCAAGCAUGUGAAAAACAAUGUAAACUAGAACAAGAAUUAGCUUUUUAUAAGAUCGAUUUAAAAUUCGAUAGACUUGAUUUUUCUAAACAUUUGGGUACAAAAAGUAAUUUAAACCAAAGGAUUGCCAAUGAUAGUAUUUUUUCAACCAUUAAAUUUAAUAAUAAUUUUAUAGAAGAUGGCGAAGAAACAAAAUCGACUAUGGCCGAUGAACAACACAGAUAUGAUAGUAAAAAUCUAUGGCAAACUACCGAAGUAAAACGAAUAUUAGGUAGUGCUUUCUAUGGAAAAUUUCAUCGUGUCGAGGAUGAAACAAUUUACAAUGAAAAACUAUUAAAAUUAGCUUUUAACAUGAGUGAACUAACAUUUCUACAAGCUAAACAACAAGCUAUAGAAGAACGUUUGCAAGUUGCAACGCAAAAGAAAGAAUCUCAUGCUGUAACUGAACAUCUUUCGGAUGAUCUCGAUAGUUUACAAAAUGAAAUGAUGAAUAAAAUAACCGAUGUGCAAGAACUUAAACUUGUUCUCAAUGGUCUUCGUGUCGACGAAGGAUAUGGAUUAGGCGCUGAUUUAGAACAAGUUAAUAUUGAAUUGAAAUUAGACGAAAUUGUGCGACAACAUGUUGUUAAAUUAAAAGAACAAGCAAUCACUCAACCACAAGAACAUGAUGUUGUCCAUGAGUCGACAUUUGAACAAGCACUUACUGAAGCUAUUUCAUCGGCAGGUGUGUCACCGUAUGAUCGAUGUAGUGUAACAUCAACGCCAUCUCGUGUACAAUUAUUUGAACAUAUUUCGCCUAGCAAUGUUGAGCAAAUUCGUACAAAAGAAAUAAGUGAGCGAGAAGCACAAACUAAAGUAAUCGAAUUACAAAUAGCCCUAGAACGUGAACAAAAUCAAGCUCGUGAACACAUUAAUCAAAUUGAAGAUAUGGCCGAACGAGAAAAACAGCGAAUAUUAAAACAUCUCGAAGAUGAAAAGCGGUUUACACGCGAUAUUAUUGUUAAAUCUGAAACAAUGAUUGAUCAACUUAAACGUGAAUUAAGUUCUGAACGUAAACGUAAGACUACUGAACAAAAAACGCACGAUGCAUUAAGAGAUAUUUAUAAAAAGAUUACACCAAAUCAAGGUAGAAAUUCAUCGAAAUCAAAUGCAAAUGAUGGAAAUACAAAAGAUGACGACGACGACGACGAUGAUGAUGAAGAUGAUAAUGAAACACGUGUCGAUGGUGAGACAACUGUAUGUCAUAGAGAUGAUCCAUUCUUAGCAUCGACACCACGCGAUCGUUCUCUAUUAGCCGGACGAAAUGCAAGUUCAGAUUCACAUGCACUUCGACGUCAAUUUGAAGAUCAACUACAUGAUGACAAUGAUGUAUCAUUGUUAAACAAUCAAACGUCAAAAGCAACAUUUUAUUCAUGUUUACCACCAACACCUAAACGGCGGACGAAUACUAAAGAUCAUUCCAAUGAAUUAUCAUCAUCAUUCGAGAGAAUGCCUCAAACAAUUAUAAAAUUUGAUUCAACAUCGAAUGGUGGUGCAGAUGAUGAAGAACAUGAUUUACUCUAUCGUCUUCAUGGUUUCGUUAAAACUGGUCAAACAUAUAUGUCCGGUUUAGGUGAUCUUGCACGUACAACUGUCAACGAUUCAGGUUAUUCGAGUCAACAAACAGGACGAGAACAUAAUCUCGAAAACGUCAAAUUAGAAACUCUUCUAUCAACGAAACAAUUUAGUGCUUACAAUAAAUGUGUAAUUGAUCCCGAACAAUUCAAUCGUGAAUAUACAGUUGGUGUUAUUACAGCACAUACUGAUCAUCAUCAUCAUCAUCAUCAUCAACAACAACAACAACAACAACAACAACAACGUUACUUUGAUCAAUCAAAAGUUGGCAACGUAACUUUAUAUCCAACACCAGAAGGCUAUAUGCUUGGACCACAUUCCGUCACGGUUUCCCAGGAAACAUUCCCUGUCUAUGCUAAUGUAUCUCCGACACAAUCAUUAACGCAUACGGACUCGCAAUUUUUUGCAUGUGUUAAUAUUCCACCUGAUGGUCUUUCAUCGAAUCGUCCAAUGGGAACAUCACGACAUAAUCCAGAUGAGGUACGAUUACAAGGCCCUGUUAUAUUUCGUCAAGAUACAGUAUUGAAAUCUGAAAAUGUUUCUCCUGUAUCAGUUAAAAUUCGUAGUUUAAAAUUUCCUCAAGUUGAAAAGGGUACGAUGACUGACCAGGAUUCGCUUCGUCGUGAAAUCGAUCGAACAACAAACGAAAUCGAAUUUUUAAAAUUAAAACUUCAAAAUAGAGAAAAUGAAAUGCCACACGAUGAACAACUACAUUUAUUAAGAGAUACAUUAGAACAACAAACGCGUGAUAUUGAACGUGUCAGAACUAUUCAUCAAGAUUUAAUAAAUAGUGGUCGCGAUAAUGAAGCAAAUAUAUUUGAUUUAUCAGAUCAAAUUCAACGUAUACAACGAAAUGUACAUGGACAUCUGCGUCCGACUCUCCUACAUCUAGUAGAUGAUUCAUCACGAAUAAAUUCAGCAAAAUUAAUACCAUUAACAAAUGAUGAUAAUUGGAUAUGUACCGUUCCUCAACAUGCUGAUCUUGAACAAAUAAUUGCUGAGCUUGAAGCUAAAAUGGAUGAACAACGACGAGAAUUAGCUGAUGUUAAACACGAAAAUCGUCGAUUGGAACGGGCUCUAGUGAAAAAAUCUAUUAAAUUCGAUGCACUCGAUUUAGCUGCCGGACGUAAACGAUCACGAUCAAUUGCAGAUUCCAGUGAAACAGAUAGCCUUCAGGAUGAUAUUUUUACAUUGGAAACUCAACUUGUUCGUAAACAACGUGACAUUGCACUUGCACAAGAACAAUUAAGACAAAUGACAUCAUUAUCACAAAGUGUUAUUCAUGAUCUAAAAACGGCUCGUCAAAAACAUACAAUAACUAAACGUGAAACAAAAGGACUUGAACAAAAGAUUGAAUAUUUAACUCGUAAAUUAUAUAAAUUCACAACUGAUACGAAAAAAGCAGAAGAAGAUCAUGCCAAAGCAACAGCUAAUCUUCAAUUGAUGAAUAAAGAAAAUACGAAAUUAGAAAAGGUAGUCGAUGACAAACGAGCGCUAUCAAUUGUUCUUGAUGAGCAACUUCGUUCUUCAUUAAAUUCAUUUAGUUCUCUACUUAAUUCAUCUGUUAAAUGUUUACAAGACUUAACAGCUGCUACAAUGGUCACAGAUCAUGAAUUUCAUCUUAAUACAUUACCACCACCACCCCCAUUGUUACAAUUAAACCAAAUAACAUCAAAUAUACCACCAGAAGAAAUUCACCGACAAAUUUCACAUAUUAUUUCCGAGAAUCAUCGUAUUCUUUCACGUUAUCAUACAAUAUUACAACAGCAGAAGCAAAAAUCAGCAGCAUUGAAACAUGAAAUAGCAGAAAAAGAAGCUCUUCUAGUAAAUGUUAAAACGGAUUUAGAUAUUUAUAAUGAACAAUUAAGAAAAAAUGCUCAAGAACUUCUACAGGACAAGACUGUUUUGGAAGAAUUAGAACGUGUUAAAGAAAUGAAAUCAGAUAAACUGUCUGAACUCGAACGUCUUAUUGAACGUCGUCAAACUCAAGAAAGACAAGGUCAACAAGAACUAGAACAAUUAUCCAAUGAACAACAUCGUUUAAAGAAACAAUACAAAGAUCUUCUAUCGGAACAUGAUCAAUUGCAACAUACGAUUGAAGCUGAUCGUCAAGUUUUCAAUGACAUGAAAAGUGAAUCAACACGUUUACGCGAACAAAUUAAAUCGUUUCUCGAUGAUAAAGAAACUCUUGAUGAAACAUGUGAUUUACUAGCUAAGAAAUGUGAAGCUUUACACAAUGAAUGUAAAGAAAAAGAAAAUAAUCUUCCCGUACUUGUAUCACAAAUUGAUGAAAAAUUAACCGUAUGUAAAAAUUUAGAAGACGAGAUUAAAAAAUUAAAAACAGAUAAAACUCGUUGUUUGGAAGAAGUCACUGAAAUGAAAAUAAAAAUUGAAAAGAAACGUAUUGAACUUGCACAUUCAUCUAAUGACAUGGAAUUAGAACAUCGUAAUGAAGAUUUAAAACAACGUAUUCGACGCAACGAACAAGAGUUAGACAGAGUGAGCAGUGAUAUUGAUGAACGCAAUCGAACUUUGAGCGAAUUAAACUCAAUGAUUGCUUAUGCGAAAAAUAUUAUGAAGAAUAUUCAACCAAAUGAAAAUCGUCGAAAUUACAAAAAUAGUUCAUCAUCCGAUUUUUCAAUGAUCGACCAACGCCAUAAUCAAGAAAAUACAACCUAUUAUGAAACGAAAAUUCAACGGUUAACCAAAGCUCUCGACGAUAAAGAACAAGAUCUUCGUACGUUAAACAUGCAAUUAAUCGCAACAAAAGAAGAACUUUCACAAAUGCAAUACAAAGUACAAAAUCAAGAAUCCAAUGCUGAUGCUAUACGUAAUUCCAUGCAAAUUGAAUUAGAUAAAUUACGACAUUGGAUGCAAAUAUAUGAAAAUAGAAAAGCCAUGUUGCGUCCGCAAUAUCAUGAAACAUUAAAAGAGUUAGAAGUAAAAUUACACGAACAAGAAAUGUUUUAUCGAAAACAAAUUAAAGAUCUUGAUUCUGAAAUGAAGAAGAAACAUAUUGGAAAACUAUCAGAUGAUUCCGGAUUUCUCAGUGAUACAACUAUAUGCGAUAAUCGCAUAUCUCCGACUGUUGAUGUUAAUGAUACUUCAUUGUUACGCGAACAAAUUCAAAAUAUCUUCUCUAAUCAUGUUCAGGAAUUGGAUAAAUGCAAUUCAAAAUACAAAACAAAUUUAUCGAACUUAAAAAAUCGUCUUCACGAAUUAGAAAACUCAACAACAGCCACAAGCUCAAUUAGAUUAGAUUCUUAG